UUUCUGUAGGGGUCUGGAUUGGAGUUACAGAAGACCGGACCCUACCUCGUAUGAUUGGACUCUAAAGGGGGACAAAAAAGAACUUCUCUUGCCUCAAAGAGUCUACAUGUCUAAUAUUUAGACAUGUUCAGCUUUGUGGAUAUUCGGUUGGCGCUGUUGCUUAGCGCAACAGUGCUGUUGGCAAGAGGACAAGGCGAGGACGAUCGCACGGGCGUGAGCUGCACGUUGGACGGUCAAGUCUACAAUGACAGGGACGUCUGGAAACCCGAACCAUGCCAAAUCUGCGUGUGCGACAGCGGCACCGUUAUGUGCGAUGAAGUCAUCUGCGAAGAAGUUGUCGACUGCCCCAAUCCAGUGAUCCCACACGACGAGUGCUGCCCUAUUUGCCCCGACGACGGUCAAGGCCAGGGAACCGUUGAGGGACCCCGUGGACCCAAGGGAGACAGAGGCCCCGCCGGUUACCCCGGAAACGAUGGCAUCCCCGGCCAGCCCGGCCUUCCCGGACCCCCAGGCCCACCUGGACCUCCCGGCCUCGGCGGAAACUUUGCUCCUCAGAUGUCUGGUGGAUUCGAUGAUAAGUCUGGCGGUAUGCCCAUCCCUGGCCCAAUGGGCCCAAUGGGUCCCCGUGGUCCCCCUGGACCUCCCGGUAACAGCGGACCUCAGGGUUUCACUGGCCCCCCUGGUGAGCCUGGCGAGGCUGGUGCUCCUGGUUCCAUGGGUCCCCGUGGUGCUGCUGGCCCCCCUGGCAAGAACGGAGAGGAUGGUGAGCCUGGCAAACCUGGUCGUGGUGGUGAGCGUGGACCCACUGGCCCUCAGGGAGCUCGUGGAUUCCCCGGAACCCCUGGACUUCCUGGAAUCAAGGGACACAGAGGAUUCAGCGGUCUUGAUGGAGCCAAGGGAGACUCUGGCCCUGCUGGACCUAAGGGAGAGGGUGGUGCAGCUGGAGAGAACGGAACCCCCGGAGCAAUGGGCCCACGUGGUCUGCCUGGCGAGAGAGGCCGUAGCGGUCCCUCUGGAGCUGCUGGUGCUCGUGGUAACGAUGGUGCUGCUGGUGCUGCUGGUCCUCCUGGCCCAACUGGUCCCGCUGGUCCUCCCGGUUUCCCCGGUGGCCCUGGAGCCAAGGGAGAGGGUGGCCCUCAGGGAGCCCGUGGAGGUGAGGGACCUGCUGGAGCUCGUGGUGAGCCUGGAAACCCCGGACCUGCUGGCCCUGCCGGACCUUCUGGAAACAACGGAGCUGAUGGUAAUGCCGGUGCCAAGGGUGCCCCUGGUGCUGCUGGUGUUGCUGGAGCUCCUGGCUUCCCCGGACCUCGUGGUCCCCCCGGAGCCGCUGGUGCACAAGGUGCCCCAGGACCCAAGGGAAACACUGGUGAGGCUGGUGCCCCCGGAGCUAAGGGAGAGCAUGGUGCCAAGGGAGAGGGUGGCGCUCCUGGAGUCCAGGGACCCCCCGGAUCUGCUGGUGAGGAGGGCAAGAGAGGAGCUCGUGGUGAGCCCGGUGCUAUUGGAUCUCGUGGAGCCCCUGGAGAGCGCGGUGCCCCCGGAAGCCGUGGUUUCCCUGGUGCUGAUGGAUCUGCUGGCCCCAAGGGAGCCACUGGUGAGCGUGGUGGCCCUGGAGUUGUUGGACCUAAGGGUUCUUCUGGUGAGUCUGGCCGCAACGGCGAGCCUGGAAUGCCCGGAUCCAAGGGUAUGACUGGCAGCCCAGGUAGCCCUGGACCCGACGGAAAGCUGGGACCAUCUGGUGCCCCUGGACAAGAUGGCCGCCCCGGACCCCCAGGCCCAGUUGGAGCCAGAGGUCAGCCUGGUGUCAUGGGAUUCCCCGGACCCAAGGGUGCUGCUGGUGAGGGUGGCAAGCCUGGAGAGAGAGGAGUGCAGGGAGCAGUUGGCGCCGUUGGUGCCACUGGCAAAGACGGUGAUGUUGGUGCUCCUGGUGCCCCCGGCCCCUCAGGUCCUUCUGGAGAGAGAGGUGAGCAGGGAGCUGCUGGUCCCCCCGGAUUCCAGGGACUCCCAGGACCCCAGGGUGCCAUGGGUGAGCCUGGCAAGGCUGGCGAGCAGGGUCUUCCUGGUGAGGCUGGCGCUGUUGGACCCUCUGGAUCCAGAGGCGACAGAGGAUUCCCCGGUGAGCGUGGUGCCAACGGACCCGCUGGCCCUGCUGGUCCUCGUGGUGCUCCCGGAUCUGGUGGUAACGAUGGUGCUAAGGGUGAUAUUGGCGCUCCAGGUGCCCCUGGCGCCGGAGGAGCCCCCGGACUGCAGGGAAUGCCCGGCGAGCGCGGUGCUGCUGGUCUCCCCGGACUUAAGGGCGAGAGAGGUGAGCAUGGUGCCAAGGGACCCGAUGGUGUAACUGGUAAGGAUGGCGCCCGUGGUAUGACCGGACCUAUUGGACCCCCUGGCCCUGCUGGUGCCCCUGGUGACAAGGGUGAGGGUGGUGCUUCUGGACCUGCUGGACCUACUGGUGCUCGUGGACCCCCUGGUGAGCGUGGAGAGUCUGGUCCUCCCGGACCUGCUGGAUUCGCUGGACCUCCCGGUGCUGAUGGUCAGCCAGGUGGCAAGGGAGAGUCUGGUGACACUGGUUCCAAGGGUGAUGCUGGAUCUCCCGGACCUGCCGGAGCUACUGGUGCCCCUGGACCUCAGGGUCCCGUUGGUGCUACUGGAUCUAAGGGUGCCCGUGGUGCUGCUGGACCUCCCGGUGCUACUGGAUUCCCCGGUGCUGUCGGUAGAGUUGGACCUCCCGGCCCCUCUGGAAACAACGGCCCAGCUGGACCUCCCGGACCUGCUGGCAAGGAAGGACCCAAGGGUAACCGUGGUGACACCGGACCUGCUGGUCGCCCUGGCGAGCUUGGUGCUGCUGGUCCCCCUGGCCCAUCUGGAGAGAAGGGAGCCCCUGGUGGUGACGGACCCAAUGGAGCCCCAGGUAUCCCCGGACCUCAGGGUCUUGCUGGAAGCCGUGGUAUUGUUGGUCUUCCUGGACAGAGAGGCGAGCGUGGUUUCCCUGGUCUUCCUGGAGCAAUUGGAGAGCUCGGCAAACAGGGAGCUGGUGGACCUAGCGGUGAGCGUGGACCUCCCGGACCCAUGGGACCUGCAGGACUUGCUGGACCCCCUGGCGAGGCUGGUCGUGAGGGUGCCCCUGGAAACGAGGGAGCUGCUGGACGUGAUGGUGCCGCUGGCCCCAAGGGAGAGCGCGGUGAGACCGGUGUUUCCGGAGCUCCUGGUGCCCCUGGACCCCCUGGUGCUCCUGGACCCGUUGGACCUGCUGGCAAGACUGGUGACCGUGGAGAGUCUGGCCCUGCUGGUCCUGCUGGUGCUGCUGGCCCCGGUGGUCCUCGCGGACCUUCUGGACCUGCUGGUGCUCGUGGAGACAAGGGAGAGGCCGGCGAGGCUGGAGAGAGAGGCAUGAAGGGACACAGAGGAUUCACUGGCAUGCAGGGACCCCCUGGAUCUCCUGGAUCUUCUGGUGAGGCCGGACCUGCUGGUGCUUCUGGACCCGCUGGACCAAGAGGACCUUCUGGAUCUGCUGGAUCCGCUGGUAAGGAUGGCAUGAGCGGUCUGCCUGGACCAAUUGGACCCCCUGGACCUCGUGGUCGCACUGGUGAACUUGGACCCGCUGGUCCCCCCGGACCUCCUGGACCCCCUGGACCUCCUGGUGCCCCCGGUGGUGGAUUCGACCUCGGCUUCAUUGCCCAGCCACAAGAGAAGGCUCCCGAUCCCUUCCGUUUCCGUGCCGACGAUGCCAACGUGAUGCGCGACCGCGACCUGGAGGUUGACACCACCCUCAAGUCCCUGAGCCAGCAGAUCGAGAGCAUCCGCAGCCCCGAUGGCACCAAGAAGAACCCAGCCCGCACUUGCCGCGACCUGAAGAUGUGCCACCCAGACUGGAAGAGCGGCGAGUACUGGAUCGACCCCGACCAGGGCUGCACUCAGGAUUCCAUCAAGGUUUACUGCAACAUGGAGACUGGCGAGACCUGCGUCUACCCAUCUGUGGCCGACGUUCCCAAGAAGAACUGGUACACAAGCAAGAACAUCAAGGAGAAGAAGCACGUCUGGUUCAGCGAGUCCAUGUCCGAGGGCUUCCAGUUCGAGUAUGGCAGUGAGGGAUCCAAGCCUGAGGAUGUCAACAUUCAGCUCACCUUCCUCCGCCUCAUGGCCACUGAGGCCUCCCAGAACAUCACAUACCACUGCAAGAACAGCAUUGCCUACAUGGAUCAGCAAACAGGCAAUCUUAAGAAGGCUCUGCUCCUGCAAGGCUCCAACGAGAUCGAGGUCAGAGCCGAGGGCAACAGCCGCUUCACAUACAGCGUGGUCGAGGACAGCUGCACGUCGCACACUGGUGCAUGGGGCAAGACAGUCAUCGACUACAAGACAACGAAAACAUCCCGUCUGCCUAUUAUUGACAUCGCUCCUAUGGACGUUGGUGCACCCGAUCAGGAAUUUGGCAUUGAAAUUGGCCCAGUCUGCUUCUUGUAAAAAAGAAAUCUGGACUUGAAAUUGUUUGUGUGUUUGUGUGUGUGUUUUUUCUAGCAGUCAUCUCUCUAAAUCCUUUUCCUAUGCAUUAAAAUACCCCUCAAGUUUGAUUUGGCUGUCAGAAUGGUCCACUUGCUUAAAACUGCGCUUCUGAAGACAGUGGUCGUGUGUUAUCGAGAUUUUUUUUUUCCUGGGACCACUAUGUCAUGAACACCUACACCGAGGACACUUUAGAAGACUCAUUUGUUUCACUGGCAACAAGAAAAUAAUUUAUACUUGUAAAGCGUAAAAUCUCCCCCCUGGAAUUAAAACAUCAGAUACAGGUGACUUUUUUUACCACUGCGGAAGGACAAUGAAAAAAAGAAAAAACAAUGCUUUGUACCAUGUUCAGGUGUUAAAUAAAUAUGGAAAACGACUGUAAAGUGUCUUGUUGUUCUACCCUCCAGGACAAGCAACCACCAAAGGAAAAUACCAUUGUUCUGUCGAGUCACAUGGCAAGCAUCCGUAGAGACAGGGGUUCAACUUCAUUUUGAAAUCUAAUGGCUACCUCAGACAAGAAAUCAACUUUACCCAGUAUUAGACAACGCCAGGGUAGAUUUUACACGAUGCAAGUAUGAUUGAAAGGAGCAGAUAACAGCUGUGUUGGUGCUAUAUGAGGCCUUGUUAGUGGGAUGUAUUAGAAUUCUGCUUUUGGAAGUGAUGUUUUGUUAACAUUCUUGCUUACAGGGCCUUUGGUGCUAAGAAACCAAAUGAUCUUGCUGUUCAGUUGUAACAGAUGCCAUCUUUUUAAAGUUUGUGCUUAACUUGAGCCUUGGUUAGGGGUAAAAACUACAGCUGUGAUGCACACAGUCUUUGUUAGUGUAGAAUAAGCAGGUGGAUUUGUCAAACCUAUUUUGUUUUGUUUUGUUUCAAACACCUUUUUUGACACUUUUUGGUUGUUGUCUUUUGUUUUUCUUUUUCAUCCCCUCUUUAUGUUGUCCAAUUGCCUUUGGCAAUUACCCUUUAGCCCUUUUGUAUUUCUUUUCUUUUGUUUUUGACAAAAGUUUUAGGAAAAUGAGAACAGGAACAAACUGAGAAAGUCCAACUAUCAUGAGAGAAGCAGACACACCAUAGGGGGAUAAAAAAAACUCAAGAGGAUCUGUACCUAUUUUGUAUAUGUAUAAUAAUUUGAGAUGUUUUUAAUUAUUUUGGAUGCUGAAAUAAAGCAUGUUAAGUGGUCGACCUUA
Molecule: messenger RNA, 5678 nt
Organism: Sardina pilchardus (European sardine)
Lineage: Eukaryota; Metazoa; Chordata; Actinopteri; Clupeiformes; Clupeidae
Gene: col1a1a
Product: collagen, type I, alpha 1a
Exons: 51
Coding region: 124-4455 (1443 amino acids)
Biological process (GO): skeletal system development; collagen fibril organization; notochord development
Cellular component (GO): collagen type II trimer
Molecular function (GO): extracellular matrix structural constituent conferring tensile strength; protein binding
Source: RefSeq, a predicted model, not a curated record